AUGAGUGCAAGUUCUGAGCAUGGGUCCACGAGGAUGUGGGACAAGUUCAAGACGUCCACCAAGUCUCUAUCGAGCUCCUUGUCGCAAUUAUCGAUAAAACCUGAGACCGAUGGGAGUACGCCUACCUCUACGGUAGUUCACAAGGCAUUGGUGAAGUUUUACAAGCAUCAGGAGCCAUUCCAAGGGUUUCCUGGCUGGUUGGGUCACAAGGAGGACCUGCCUGAUGAGCAAAAGAUCCUCAAGAAACAGCAAAACCAUCAAUCCAAGUCUAGCAGAACAGGCGACUCUAUAACAUCCAAAUUUGAUAGUCUUCGUGGUGGCUUCAGCGAGAAAAGAGAGGAAAGGCCUGAUGCUGCUAGCCAAAGAACGACAGCAGGUAUGUCCUUCCACAGUAUCUACGAUAAACCAACCUCUUCUACUGACUUAUCCUCCAUGGCCUCACCAAGCGUUAGGAGUCCACUGAGAGCAAGAAGCACUUGGAGUUCAGAAGCUGAUAGUGCCAAGAUAAGUAGUGCUGGCACUAACAGUACUGCUGAAUCCAAUAACGGCAGCGCUAUGGACCCUCAAAAUAUGAUGAGAGCUAGGCUGUUACGUAGAAAUACCAGGCCAUUGAACAAUAUAUGA
Molecule: messenger RNA, 624 nt
Organism: Nakaseomyces glabratus
Lineage: Eukaryota; Fungi; Ascomycota; Saccharomycetes; Saccharomycetales; Saccharomycetaceae
Gene: MSO1
Product: Mso1p
Source: RefSeq, a predicted model, not a curated record